Onthophagus taurus is the source of this 363-nucleotide messenger RNA. Its product is annotated as endocuticle structural glycoprotein SgAbd-8-like. NCBI's taxonomy places the organism in Eukaryota, Metazoa, Arthropoda, Insecta, Coleoptera, Scarabaeidae. The record is from RefSeq and is a predicted model, not a curated record. Gene Ontology annotation, cellular component: chitin-based extracellular matrix. Gene Ontology annotation, molecular function: structural constituent of chitin-based larval cuticle.
AUGUUUAAACUUUUCGUUACUUUAACGCUUAUUGGUUUAACUUUGGGACAAUCCCCGAACUACAGGAUUUUAAGACAAAGGCAGGAAAUCGAUCCGUAUGGAAGUUACAAUUGGUCCUACGAAACGGAAAAUGGUAUUAAAGCUGCCGAGCAAGGAAGUUUGUACCCAUCAAAUAAUCCCGAUUCGAAAGAAGCUUUAAAAGCCGAAGGAUCUUUCAGCUAUACUUCUCCGGAAGGAGUUCCGGUACAGAUAACUUACGUUGCCGAUGAAAAUGGAUUUCAACCUCAAGGUGAUGGAAUUCCGAAAAUUCCGGAAUAUAUCGUAAGAUCUUUGGAAUAUCAAAGGGCGCAUGGAAAAUUAUAA